AAGCGGCGCAGCACAGUAGUAGUCUUAACAGACCUAGCCGCGGAGCAGAGGCGCGGCGCGGCGGCCCUUCACUGCAGACGAGAGAAGAGGCUCGCGAGCAUGGACGCGGUGCACACCCCGGCCGUGACGCUGUCCUGGAAGAACAUCCGCGUGCGGGUGAAGCAGGACCACCGGGAAGGCUCUUUAGGCGCGGCCGGCAGGUCCUGGCGGUCCUGGAUGCCGACCUUGCCGUCCUCGCCGGGCUUUGGCGCCGGGGAGCCGCUCCUGGGGUGGCGGGCUGCGCGUCAGAAGCUUCUCAUCGACGGCGUGAGCGGCGCGGUGGAUGGCGGCUCGUUCCUCGCCGUGGUCGGCGCGAGCGGCACGGGGAAGACCACGCUGCUAGCCGCCAUCACGAAGCGACUGCGAGGUCGCGCAGUGUCCGGCGAUGUGCUGCUCAACGGGCGCGCGGCGAGCGCCAAGCUGCUGGCCAGGGUGUGCGGCUUCGUGCCGCAGAAGGACCUAGCCACCGUGACGCUCACCACCACGGAGCACCUCAACUUCAUGGCCGUGAUGCGUCUGGACGCGCGCGUGUCCGCGUCUGCGCGCGCUCGCCGCAUCCGCGUGCUGCUGGCCGACCUGGGGCUGACGGCGUGCGCGCACACCAGGCUGGCACACUUGUCGGGCGGCGAGCGGCGGCGCGUCGCCCUGGCCGUGCAGCUGAUGGUGUCGCCGCUGGUGCUGGCGCUGGACGAGCCCUGCUCCGGGCUGGACGCCGAGGGCUCCCGCGUCGUGCUGGAGGCCCUGCGCAGGGAGGCGGGCCGCGGCCGCGCCGUGCUCUGCACAGUGCACCAGGCCGCGCCGGACCUGCUGCGCCUCUUCAGCCACAUCCUGGUCCUGUCGGCGGGCAGGGUCGUGUUCCAAGGGCCGCUGGACGACGCGCAGCCCUUCCUGGCCGAGGUCGGGGCGCGCGGCCAGGCGGGGUGGACGGCGUCGACGCCGCUCGACGCCAUGCUGCAGCAGCUGUGCGACCCCGCCGCCCACCUGGACACGGCCAGGGUGUGCACCGCCUUCGCCAACUCGGGGCACGCGCAGAUCCUGGAGGAGUACCCCGUCAGCGAGGAAGUUCUUGCCCGCGACGUCAUUCGAGCCCCUGACAUCAAACACGUAUCGUGGUUCACCGAGGUGUCCUGGCUCGUCUGGAGGGAGGUGGUGGACGCCAGGAGGCAGAACUCCCGCGUCUUCGCGCAGCUUGCGUUGUUCUUGGUGACGGCCGCCAUCAUGUCGCUGGCCUUCAUGGACGUGAGGCUGACGUCGCUGGCCGGGGUGCAGAGCGUGCGGGGGUUGCUGUACCUCAUCGUGAGCGAGGUGGUGUUCACGCACUCCUACGCCGUCUUCCACACCUUCCCCGCCGAGCUGCCCAUCUACCUGCGGGAGUCGGACCUGUACUCGUCGUCCGCCUACUACGUCGGCAAGGUGCUCGCCACGGUCCCGCGGUCUGCCAUAGAGCCUCUGCUGUUCGUCGGCGUGAUCCAGAGCCAGGUGGACCUGACGGCGGGUGGCGGCGUGGUCACGUUCGUCGGCGUCCUGGGCAUCCUGUUCCUCACGGCGCUCACGGCGUCGGCCUACGGUUGCAUGCUGUCGGCGCAGUUCGAGUCCCCCGAGAUGGUGCUGGCCGUCACGCAGCCCGUCGACUUCAUCUGCGUGCUCUCGGCCGGCAUCUUCAACACCAUCAGGUCACUGCCGUUCUACAUCAAGUGGACGCGGUUCGUGUCCGUGUUCUUCUACUGCCACGAGAUGCUCUCCAUCGUCUACUGGCAGAACGUCGUCCACAUCGACUGCCCCGUGUCCAGCCCGGACCUCCCCUGCUUGAAAGACGGCGGCGCGGUCCUGGAGGACAUCGGCUUCGACACGGCCAACCUGGGCAGAGACCUGCUCGGCCUCGGCGCGCUGUGCCUCGGCCUCCACGUCGUGGGCUUCCUCGGCGUGGUCAGGCGUAGCCGCCAGCAGUCCGCCUUCUAGAGACAAGCUGCACCGCCUGCACAGCGCACGCACAGUGUAGGCACGGCGGAAGGGGGAGGGGGAGGGGCACCAGUGACGCGAACGGCAAUGUAUAAAGUAGAUUCUUUACUGUUAUAACACACGAAUUAAAGACU
Molecule: messenger RNA, 2132 nt
Organism: Thrips palmi
Lineage: Eukaryota; Metazoa; Arthropoda; Insecta; Thysanoptera; Thripidae
Product: protein scarlet-like
Cellular component (GO): plasma membrane
Molecular function (GO): ATP hydrolysis activity; ATP binding; ABC-type transporter activity
Source: RefSeq, a predicted model, not a curated record